Messenger RNA from Coffea arabica (coffee), 637 nucleotides. RefSeq lists its product as uncharacterized. The record is from RefSeq and is a predicted model, not a curated record. NCBI's taxonomy places the organism in Eukaryota, Viridiplantae, Streptophyta, Magnoliopsida, Gentianales, Rubiaceae.
UUCUUGGUUGGACAAUUUUCUCUUCUACCUUGUACUGGAAUGGCUUCCUUUGGUCGAUUUUGCUUGUUCGCCUGGCUUUUGUGGGGAAACUUAGGAGUCCAAGGCGAUGACUCGGCGAUCGUUGGUGUAUGCAAAAAGAUUGGCAUUUAUUAUUAUAUGUGCUAUGACUGCCUAAAGAGCAACCCACAAGAACCAGACUUUGCUGCCAAAUCCAUAAUCUGCGCUACUGAUGCAUAUGUUAUCAUCCGAAAAUCAGCUUUCGAUUUUUCGUUGAAUUCUACUGGCCGCUUUCGGGAGGUGGCCAAAUUGUGUGUGGAUCAAUUUGACAUAACUUUGGGUUACUGCAAAGCCGCGUUUAAAGCAUGGAGAUUGAAGCGAAAACUAGCCACCUUAGCAUUUCUUCACAGCGGCUUGGAUUAUUACUUCAAGUGCGUUGAUCACCUCUCCGAACCCAUUCCAAAUGAAUAUGGCAUACAAUUAGAUACUGCUAAAUCUUUCAAUGAGGUGUCAAUUAAAGUCGCCUCUCUACCAUGAUCAUGGUUUUGAUCCAAAUAUUGGAUAGCUAAUGUAAAAUAUAUCAUCUUAAUCUUCAUGGACUGCAGUUGAUGGGUUACCAUUUUCAUUCACUUUAUGUUUA